GGUUCUUCAUCGCCAUGAGGCUCGGCUCUGCUUAUUGCAGUGAUGCGAUUUAUCAUUCUGCAAUUUCAGAAGCCGGAUGUCCGGGUAUGAGAGGAGCGACAUGGUAUUCUCAAGAACAUCACCAAAGCAGAGAGCCUUGUCGUCAUGCAUACUGCGAAGACCAAUAUAAUGUCAAUACUGGUCAGAUCCUGAAUAAAGCCAUUGAAUGAUAUCAAGGUCGACCUCAACAAUGAGUUGUUCGGUCUGCCGCCGUGACUUUCACUAUUUCCAUUCGAAUUCUCAUCCAGCGGCUCUAAUGCAGAGCCCACUCCUGUGCAGUCCAGUCCAUGAACAGGAAGACGGGGUACGCCAUCCACUGGACUUCCUGAGUCCCACCAAAAUCUCCUCAGAUGUCUUGUCACCACUCGUCGACUUUUUUUUGUCCAGAAUACCGGCAAAGUUGUCUAAAAAGCUGUCCGCCUCUGUCACCCAAGCAGUAUAUACAGAUGUGUUGUUUCUGGAAUCUCGAUGGCAGUCAUUGCCUAAAGAAAAGCACAGUCUUGCCCCCGAUCUAUAUCACAAAUUGUCAUUAUAUAUGUGUCUGAGAGAUGCUACUAAUCCCUUUGGUCAUUUUAGGACCGGUACACCCCCGUCUGGGCUGGCGUUGAAGGCUAGCCAUGCUGAGCAUUUCUUGGACUUCUUUGCUGUGAUUGCCAGUCCAUAA
Molecule: messenger RNA, 703 nt
Organism: Aspergillus wentii DTO 134E9
Lineage: Eukaryota; Fungi; Ascomycota; Eurotiomycetes; Eurotiales; Aspergillaceae
Exons: 4
Coding region: 206-703 (165 amino acids)
Source: RefSeq, a predicted model, not a curated record